UGUCAUCUGAACACCAAUAGCGCACUAUUUACAACUCAGCCAACGAUGCUAACGCGUGCAUGUAUUCAGCAUCGGGUCCAUCACGUCUAAACCCCUGCUUCUACGGACCAUCACAAAUAUAAUAAGACGGCUACUACAUUGAUUCGUGGCGACUAUUCGUGCGGUACCUCAAUCUAGACACGCGAGUUGUCACUCAGCUCCUACACGCGAAUGACAGCUUUAUUGUACCUCGCAUCCUCGCUUUUCAUACGGUCUAGGGAGAGCAUACCGUUGCACUACCAUUUGACAAGAACUGCUACGCUCUCAUACCUGUGUUCUAAUACCAAAGUCUGGCCACCACUCUUCACUCAAUUGGCCACCGCAGCAUCUAAGAUGCCACUGCAACUUCCUAGUGGCUCAUUAGAGCAAAGUCCACAUCCCCGCUCUCCUCGACCUUCACUAACGUUGCACGAGUACUCUGCAAGGGCGGCACUUCCGUCAUAUUUACAUCUUGACCACAGAGUGGAGGUUACACGACGACGGCCGUUGUGCUCACGCCACUAGGUAUAAGUAUGUCCAUAAUGAGCAGCAGAAGCGUAUCCGACAUCCUUUUGUCUCAGCCCACGACAGUCAACCAUGCACGCUCUAGCACUCCUCCCGGUCCUUU
This is a messenger RNA of Cucurbitaria berberidis CBS 394.84, 646 nucleotides long. RefSeq lists its product as uncharacterized. Bases 211 to 543 code for a protein of 110 amino acids. The transcript has a single exon. The record is from RefSeq and is a predicted model, not a curated record. NCBI's taxonomy places the organism in Eukaryota, Fungi, Ascomycota, Dothideomycetes, Pleosporales, Cucurbitariaceae.